This is a messenger RNA of Macrobrachium nipponense, 774 nucleotides long. RefSeq lists its product as uncharacterized. The record is from RefSeq and is a predicted model, not a curated record. Lineage: Eukaryota; Metazoa; Arthropoda; Malacostraca; Decapoda; Palaemonidae. Gene Ontology annotation, molecular function: nucleic acid binding; zinc ion binding. Bases 1 to 774 code for a protein of 257 amino acids. The transcript has 2 exons.
AUGUGGACAGUCUUGAUUCAAUGCAGGCUAGUGGGCAAGGCAAUUCGGGUAUACAAUGCUUUAGAUGAAUGUGUAGCUAGGGACUAUAAUAAGGUUAAGGCAAUAGUUCUUAAGGCUUACGACUUGGUGCCUGAGGCCUAUCGCCUUAAGUUUCGUAAUUUUACUAAACCUGUCUCUCUCUCAUUUGUGGAAUUUGCUCGUCUCAAGGAGGAGCAGUUUGACGACUGGCUUAAGAGUCUUCAAGUGGUCUCCUUCUCCUCCUUGAGAGAGCUUAUGUUGCUAGAAGAGUUUAAAAAGGCUUGUAGCAAGGAAUUAAGAAUUUAUCUUGAAGAGGUUAAAGCAGUCAGUUUGGGUAAGGCUGCCCAGAUAGUGGAUGAAUUUGUAUUAACUCAUCGGGCCGGGUCGGAAGAAUUAGGUGGUCCGGGAAAUAAUCAUGUCCAGAGGAAUCUGCACAAGAAUAGGACUGGAGAUGCUCAGGGAGAGGGCUCAAGUGGAUCUUACACUAGAGUCUUCUCCAAAAGUAAUAAGUUAACUUCUGGUAAUGGUAAUAGAGUAAGAAGGACCUGCUUCUGGUGCAAUGAAUCAGGACAUUUUCAAGCACAGUGUAACGCCAGAAGGAAGUACCUCCAAAGAAACAAUAAUAAUCCGGUAGCUCUAAUAUCAAAUAACCCUAUGUCUAAUAAGUCUCGGGUUGAGAAUCCACCAGUGUUGAUGGCUAAUGAUGGUUGUAGCAAGGGGGAAAAUGUUGGUUCUUUAUCUAGUAGGGAUUUAUGA